GUGGAAGUUGAGAAACAUCUCGGAACAGAAAUGGAAUGCAAGGCUCGCGCUUUCCACGUCUUCGCUAGAAGGAUGUUUCAUUGGACUGUUCUUUUAUCGCCAGAAGAGUUUAUAGGACAGUCGUUUAGGACCCUCCAAGCCAAAUACGAAACAUUAUCGCUGGAUGAAAUCAGACGGAUCGGUGCUUUAGUUAUACAACGAAGCUACAUGGUUGGACCUUCAUCGCACACAUCGGCGCUCCCUGUGCACAUUGGAGACUCCUUUUAUGCAGCGGAUCGACCACAAAGAAAUACUCCCGCCAAGAUGAUAGUACACAUGGCGAAGGUGAAUGAGCUUACGGAUGAAAACACAUUCACUCUUUCCGAAUCAUACCAAGGAGCGAAUUCAGACGGGAGUAUUGUCCUUCCCUCAACUUUAAGUUCACAGCUCGGUAAAAAGGCUUUUCAAAAGGACUUCGAUGGGCUUUUCGACUUCCACUAUGGACUUGGGCUAACAUAUUAUGGGUUGAAGUUAAGUGCCAAAGUAACCGCAGAAGAGCAUGGAAUGCGGGCCUCGACUCCCAGUGCUUCUGAUUCUUCUUUCAAGGAUUGGAUAGAAAUGAAUACACCGCCGUACAAUAACUUGGGAAAACUCAGUAAAUAUUAUUCCAGGCGAGUGGAGAAGACGCUCACCGGCAGACCAUGCAUAACCACUAUUCCGAUCAAGUUGCCUUUUGAGAUAUCGGAAUCUACGGGUCGAAUAUGGUCUAUGCUUAGUUCCGGGUAUAUGCUAGACGAUUCUGGGUUUGCUGACCACAAUCUCAUGGGAGCCACUGAGGUGUGCAAUACAGCUGCUGCAUCAUCGGAUCCGCUCAUAUCACUGCUGAAGCUCGAGGGGAAGGCAAAUGAGUGCAAGUGGCAGUGGACCCAGAAGAACAUAUCCACAACCUGUUAAAGGCGUAUGCCACAGGAUCCCAUUGGGGAACCAAUUUGCACGGGCUUUCAGGCACCUUACAGACUAGACCAUUGCAAAACUCACAUUAUUGCUUAUAUGUGAAUCAGUAAAAAUG
Sphaeroforma arctica JP610 is the source of this 1048-nucleotide messenger RNA. RefSeq lists its product as hypothetical. The transcript has 7 exons. Bases 31 to 933 code for a protein of 300 amino acids. The record is from RefSeq and is a predicted model, not a curated record. NCBI's taxonomy places the organism in Eukaryota, Ichthyosporea, Ichthyophonida.